AUGGCUUUCCUCCCCGGAAACUCCUCCGACUGCUCCAACUGCACCCACUCUGUGGGACCUGUGAACAUUUCAAAGGCCAUUUUACUAGGUGUUAUUCUAGGGGGGCUGAUUGUUUUUGGGGUUCUGGGUAACAUUCUGGUUAUCCUCUCUGUAGCCUGCCACAGACAUCUUCAGAGUGUCACCCAUUAUUAUAUAAUUAACCUGGCUGUAGCUGACCUCCUCUUGACUUCCACUGUCCUGCCCUUCUCAGCUACUAUGGAGAUUUUGGGCUACUGGGCCUUUGGGAGAAUUUUCUGCAACAUCUGGGCAGCUGUUGAUGUCCUUUGCUGCACUGCUUCCAUUAUGAGCCUCUGUAUCAUCUCGAUAGACAGAUACAUCGGGGUGAGCUACCCGCUGAGAUACCCAAGUAUAGUGACAGAGAAGAGAGGCCUCCUGGCGUUACUGUGCGUUUGGGCAUUGUCCCUGGUGAUAUCGAUCGGACCUCUUUUUGGCUGGAAGGAACCAGCACCAGAAGAUGAGACCAUCUGUCAAAUCACCGAGGAGCCUGGCUACGUGUUGUUCUCUGCUCUAGGCUCCUUCUACCUCCCCCUGACCAUUAUCUUGGUGAUGUAUUGCCGAGUGUACGUAGUGGCCAAAAGGGAAAACAAAGGUCUGACUUCUGGUCUGAAGACAGAGAGAUCUCGUUCUGAAGAAGUGACCCUACGGAUCCAUCGUAAAAAUGCUCCUGAAGCGACAUCCAACCCCAAGAGCAAGCAUCAUUUCUCAGUGCGUCUCCUCAAGUUCUCCAGGGAAAAGAAAGCUGCCAAGACCCUGGGAAUAGUUGUGGGAUGCUUCGUUCUGUGCUGGCUUCCAUUUUUUGUAGUAAUGCCUCUUGGUUCUUUCUUUCCUGCAAUCAAACCCCCGGACACACUUUUUAAAAUAACAUUUUGGCUUGGAUAUUUAAACAGCUGCAUCAACCCCAUAAUCUAUCCGUGCUCAAGUCAAGAGUUUAAGAAAGCGUUCCAAAACGUCCUGAGAGCGCAGUGCCUCCCAAGGAAGCAAGCAGCAAAGAAGCAAUCCCCAAGUUUCAACCUCAACCAUCCCACCAGCCAAAGCAUGGAGACCGGCAAAGGUGUGGUCCGCAUCCCCGUCGGCUCAGGAGAAACCUUCUAUAAGAUUUCCAAGUCAGAUGGGGUCUGCGAAUGGAAGAUAUUCUCUGCUGUGCAAAGCAUGCCUGCAAAAAACGCGGUUUCUAAAGACUGUACUGCGGCCAAAGUGAAAAGUAAAGGUUUCCUCCAGGAAUGCUGCUGUGCAGGCACUUCAGGGAACCUUGUCCAUGAAAGCUGCAAAGUGCCAACCAUUAAAAUACACACCAUCUCCCUCGGUGAAAACGGGGAGGACGUCUAA
This is a messenger RNA of Balearica regulorum gibbericeps (East African grey crowned-crane), 1386 nucleotides long. The record is from RefSeq and is a predicted model, not a curated record. Lineage: Eukaryota; Metazoa; Chordata; Aves; Gruiformes; Gruidae.